UUUUAUGCAUGGAGCUGCUCCAAAAACAAACCUUUAGCAGGACUUCAGCCAGAGCCAGCUUUGAGAGGCCUGCCAAAGGAGCUCGAAAACUUGCAACUGCUGCCUACUGUUCCAAGCAUCAAAUCAACACGUUCGGCGACCAAACCUGUGCCUACCUACCUCCGGGUGUGUCUCUGCUCAUCACGAUUCACUACCAUAGUCAACCGGAACACUGCCAGCAAAACUUGUGGAACACCACCUCCACCAGACUGCUCCGUUGCAAACCUUCAGCAGCAGCAGGCCACCUCUAAACGGAAACUGUGUCAAACGGACCGAAUGGUCACUUCACCGGUGAGGCAGACUUUGACCUGCAGCAGCAGGCCGCCCCCUCCCGUGCGAGCUCGCGUCCUUCCCGGCGAGGCCGUGCGACCUGAAGGGCGCACGCGCGGUGGGCGAGGGCGCGGCGCGCCAGCCGUCAGGGCGGGCUCGGUUGCUUUGCUCGCUUGUGCGCGCGUGACGCCAGCCAGAGCCCGCCCCCCGCCCCGAUCGAGAGGCCAUGUGAGUGUGUCACCCAUCUGACCGGCCCCCACUCGCCACCCACGCGAGCGAGCCAGCGACGCCGAGGCGCGCAGAUCGGAGUCCCCCCGUCCCUUCCACCGGGCCCCGGAAAUCCCCGAUCCGGAGCUGGUCGGGGUGAGCUCGGGAAUGGCGGCGGAGGCAGCGGACGGGCCCUCGCCCCCGCCGCCGCGGACCGGGGAGGCGGAGCCCCCCGCGGCGCCCGAGAAGCGCGCGCCGGCGGGCCGCGACGAGGAGGAUCAGGGCGGGGAGGGGCGGCCGGAGCCUAAGCGGCGGCGGGCGCGGGCGCGCAUCACGGCGCUCGAGAGCGUGCCCCGCGCGGCGGAAGUCGCGGCCGCGGCCGCUGCUGCUGCGGCUGCGGCGGCGGAGGCCGCGAGCAGGGAGGACGAGCCCGCGGGCGGCUGCGACGGGGGAGAGUCCUUCUCGUUCCACGCGCGGGGCUUCUCCAGCGCGCAGACCACGCCCAAGUUCGGGUCCUUCAACCACCCCGGCGCCGCCGCGGAGCUCGUGGCCUUCCACCUGAUGAAGGCCUCUCGGCGCCGCGUGGAUCCUGAGGAGGCCGGGGAUGGCAGGACGGCUGCCGGCGGCGACGAGGAGGAGGAGGCGGCGGCGGCGGCGGCGGCGGCCGAGGGCAGCGAUGGGAAUUCACGCUAGCGGGGGUAGGCAGUCAAGUGGACGAGUGUGCGACUCGGUUUUGACUUGGGCGCCAUGUUCAUUCUGUUGGACAGUUCAUUUUCUUCUUCCUUUUGCUCUCUCUCUUGUGUGCAUCUGUGUAAUGUGUUGUGAUUUUAGUGUACUGGGGGUCGGUGUUUUUGUUGUACACUUAGUUAUUUGUAAUGGAAAGAAAUAGAUCCCUUUUUCAUACUCA
This is a messenger RNA of Panicum hallii, 1423 nucleotides long. Its product is annotated as tol-Pal system protein TolA-like. Bases 685 to 1209 code for a protein of 174 amino acids. The record is from RefSeq and is a predicted model, not a curated record. NCBI's taxonomy places the organism in Eukaryota, Viridiplantae, Streptophyta, Magnoliopsida, Poales, Poaceae. The transcript has a single exon.